This is a messenger RNA of Cryptotermes secundus, 1805 nucleotides long. Its product is annotated as lysosomal acid glucosylceramidase. Bases 114 to 1676 code for a protein of 520 amino acids. The record is from RefSeq and is a predicted model, not a curated record. The transcript has 11 exons. NCBI's taxonomy places the organism in Eukaryota, Metazoa, Arthropoda, Insecta, Blattodea, Kalotermitidae. Gene Ontology annotation, molecular function: glucosylceramidase activity. Gene Ontology annotation, biological process: glucosylceramide catabolic process.
GUUUCAAGGAAGAAAACCCAUGGUUCGUAGGCAUAUAUUAAAAUUGGUUGCGCUGCUACACGCCAUCGAAGAACUUGCUUCCCUCUCAUCGACAUCGUAACGAAACUCAAAUCAUGGGGAAAAAUGAUGAAAUCUGUAUAACAGGUUAUGUGACGGUCUUGUGUUUUCUACUUACUUUACUCUCUGGAAUGGUGUGUGGACAAGGUUGCUCUCCAAAGAAUUACGGCACCAAUAAAUAUGUGUGUGUGUGCAACGCCACCUACUGCGACAACUUGCAUCCCCCAGAAGAACUGCUUCAACCUGGAUACUACCUGCAGUACACUUCAACACAGAAGGGAAAACGUUUGCAGCCUAUAUCAAUGGAAAUCUCUACACAAGCGCCAACAACUGGAAAUGUGUGGAAUUUGUCGAGUUCAGUGCAGUACCAGGAGAUUCUUGGCUUCGGCGGGGCGAUCACUGACGCCGUGGGCAUCAACUUGGGCACACUCAGCAACGACGCCCGAGAAAUUCUGCUCAACCAAUACUAUGGUCCGCAAGGCAUCGGCUACACGUUCGUCCGAACUCCGAUAGGUGGAAGUGACUUCUCACUUAGAUUCUACACUUACGAUGAUGGCAUCGCAGACCGCACCCUCUCACGCUUCAAACUCGCAGAAGAAGAUUACAAGUACAAGCUCCCUUACUUGAAGUAUAUCAAGCAGCUCUCAGAUCCCAAGGUGAUAACUGCUCCCUGGUCACCACCGGAGUGGAUGAUGGAAGCAAGGAACGCCACUGUGGGGUUCACACGUCUGAAGGACCAGUAUUAUCAGAUCUACGCCGAAUACUUCGUCAAUUUCUUGCAAGCUUACCAAAAGGAAGGGAUUGAUAUUUGGGGUCUGACCGCUCAGAAUGAACCUGGAGACGGCUACUACGUGUACUUCGGCAUUAACAGCUGCGGGUAUUCCCCCGAAGAAGAGCGCAACUUUGUCGCCAAUAACUUGGGCCCAACAUUGCAGAAGAAUAAUUUCGGGAAAGUGCUCAUUCUCGGCUGUGAUGACCAGAGGACAGUUCUUCCAGAAUGGGCAGAAGUGAUGCUUAGUGACGAGACGGCUUCUAAGUACGUGAGUGGCACAGCAGUGCACUGGUACUUCGAUGAUGACUACCCUGCAUCGCGUCUGACACGACUUCACGAUUCGUUUGAAGAUAAAUUCAUCCUGUACACUGAGGCCUCCUACAUUCCUGGCGCUAACGAACCGGCUGUUCUCUUUGGAGAAUGGAAAAGAGCGGAGAAAUUGGCAAAGGAUAUUAUCGAUGUUAUCAACCACUGGGUGAGCGGGUGGAUUGACUGGAACCUUGCCCUCAACACCGUCGGAGGGCCGACUUAUCUGAAUAAUAAUCUGGACGCUGCAAUUAUUAUCAACGCUACGGCCAACGAGUUCUACAAACAGCCCAUCUUCUAUGCACUCGCCCAUAUGUCCAAAUUUGUCCUUCCGGGAUCCAAGCGCAUCCAGCUGGAUGCUACUGAUGACAGUGGCAUCGAAAACGUGGCUUUCCUCAGACCCGAUAACAUUGUGGCAGUGGUGCUUCUUAACAGUAACGAUGACGCCAGAAGCAUCACUCUGCGGACGGACGCAAACACGUACAUCCCUGUCAUACUUGAUGGCCACUCGCUCAAUACAGUCAUCUACAACAAAGCCUAGGGGAGCAGGGAAAGUUGUGGUUUCUACUGCCACGUAACCUAAUAAUAGAGACAUACAUAUAAUGGAUGUAAUUUUCUUAGCCAUCUAAUAAUAAGCCAAGAAUAAAGUAAAGCAUCUUGAUGAAAUGAA